CGGGGCGCGCGGGCCGGCGGGAGCCGCGCGGUUUGAAGGACGGCCAUGGCGGCGCGGGCCGGGAGCUCGGCUUCGGCUCCGGCUCCGACCUCGGUCCCGGCUCCGGCCCCGGCUCCGGCCCCAGCCCCGGCUCCGGCUCCGACCUCGGCCCCGACUCCGACCACGGCCCCGGCUCCGACCAUGGCCCCGGCUCCGACCUCGGUCCCGGCUUCGGCUCCGGCUCCGACCUCGGUCCCGGCUCCGGCUCCGGCCCCGGCUCCGGCUCCGGCCCCGGCUCCGGCCCCAGCCCCGGCUCCGGCUCCGACCUCGGCCCCGGCUCCGACCACGGCCCCGGCUCCGACCACGGCCCCGGCCCCGGCUCCGACCACGGCCCCGGCUCCGGCUCCGGCUCCGACCUCGGCCCCGGCCCCGGCAUCGUCCCAGGGCGGCAGCGGAGGCAGCGGCGACAGCGUCGGCGUGGAUAUCUGCAGUCUGCUGCGCCUAAGGAACCAAAUGAAGGAGCAGCUAAUGGAGUACAAAUCGGCAAUUCUCACUUGUCAAGAAAAUUUCCUUGAUCAAGAAAUUGAAGAAAGUGUUAUCCAGAGUGCCACAGAACAUUUGGAAAACGAUAUAGAAGAAGUAAAAGUCUCUUUCCAUAACAAGAUGUUGGCCUUGCAAAGGACACAAAUUUCGGAUGCCCUGAGAAACAAAUUGAAACAAGGUGACGAGGACUCACGUCUGAUCCUGGAAACAAUGAAACACCUAGUAUUGCUCAGCCAGACAAUAAUUGACUAUCAGAAGAAAAUACAUGAGAAGGAACAGCAGCUGAUUAACAUUAGAAGGGAAAGACUCUCACUGAAAGUAUAUGGAGGACAGAAACUACAGCAAAUUCAGACCAUGAUGAAAAGGCAAAAGGAAAAACAAGCAAGUAUGGAUGUCAGGAAAAUAGAGAAGAUGCUUGCUAACUUAGAAAAAGAAAGAGAGAUGACUACAAUAAUUCAAAAUGUGUUCCAGAGUCCUGUGGAAGCCUUGGCCUGCAACCACAGCCAGUCUCCAAAUUCUUUCAGCAGUGUAGACUUUGCCCUUUUGGUUAUCCAUGUGUCUGGGGCUGCUAACUAGUCUGUAUACAUGCAGCGACUGAACAUCAUAGUUGGAAGCAAAGUUAACUGGGCAGAAGAUCCAUCUUUAAAGGCAAUUGUUCUACAGCUUGGAAAAAAUGUCUAUCUUCAGUGAGUCAGGAGACAUGGUGUUUAUUGUUAUUCAGUGUGUGCAUUUUGACUAAAUUUGAUAGAUUAUAUGUAUCUCAAAAAUACACUUCAAGACUUAAAAUUUGACCUUUCUGAAAGCUGUUGUUCCCUCCAGAGAGUUAGAAUGUGUCAAAGCGGGUAGUAGAGCUGAUAAAAUGAAACUAACUGCAGACUCAGUUCUCAAGCAAUCCUGUCUUUGAGCACUUACAUUCCUCUGAAAGGCAGCAAGAACACAAGAAAAGUUUCAAGGUUUCAUGUAGAAAUGGACUUAAACUGAGGAUUUGCUGUACCCCUUUCCUGGGGACCAGCAGGCCGUAGGGCUCAAGCAGGAUGCACGACCCUGCUCUGUCCCAGUCAAAAGCCCAGUCAGGAAAAUUUAUGAACAAGUCUAGAGUUGGGAUUAUUUUUAUUAUUAAGGCAUAAUGUAUAAUUUUAAACACCAGAAAUUCUAUGCUCUUUUUAGCAGUGACUCUUGUCUGCAGAGGUAACUUUAUACUGUCAACUGUGCAGCUAAGCAGUGUUGUAAUUGCAAGUCUUCAUUAGCAUUUGUGCUUUUUUCAGUGUUGUUUGAUGCCUGAAGGAAAUACCGUUGAGGCGUAACACAAUUAGGGAGCGUGUAAUGUCCCUUCUUAUCUUGACGUGUAAAGUCAUUUUUAACUUGAUGAGUGAUCACUUGCUAUUUUUUUUUAGAUGAGUGCCUUGAUCUAAUAAAAACUAAAUGAAGAGAA
Taeniopygia guttata (zebra finch) is the source of this 1954-nucleotide messenger RNA. NCBI's taxonomy places the organism in Eukaryota, Metazoa, Chordata, Aves, Passeriformes, Estrildidae. The record is from RefSeq and is a predicted model, not a curated record.